AGAGCGACACCAUCGAUCAGAUCAGAGUGGGGGAAAUGCUGCGUCGAAUAUUGUCCGGUGGCGCUCCGUCCGCAAUCCGCGGCACUGUGCACGCCGGCGACGGGAAACCGAUCCAAAGCCUGGCCCCUACUGAACCAUCCCAGCACCGGCGCUCCGGUGACCGGCCGGCGAUCCUUCAUGGCUAUUGACUCAUGCUGUCGUCAGCUUGUGGCCAGACCACGCUACAGGUCCACUGGCACGCCGGUCCCGAUGUCAGCCUCAUCCGUCCGGGCCGGCGUGAGCGUGACGCCGUCGCCGUCCAGCGCCAUCUGGCCACCAGGCUCCCACACAUGGCCUCCUGCAUGCACGUCACCUGUCGCUGCCUCAUACGCCGCGGCAGCGCGCGCCCACAGCCGUCCCUUCGUCCCGCUCGACGGCCAGGAUCUCUCCGCCGCCCGCCAUAAAUACCGCCGGCACGCGCGCGAUCGACCUCUACACCCGCCUGCUCUGGCCACAGGAACGAAAAGAAAAAUGGAGCUGGAGGCGGCCACGCGGCGGUUCCGCCUCUGGUUCCGCGGGCUGCGCUCGCUGCGCCGCGACCUCCGGUCCGCCCGCUGGGACGGCGACGACCAGGCGCAGCUCACCAAGCUCGUGGACGGCUUCGUCGCCCACUUCUCCGACUACUGCGCGGCGCGCGCCGAGGCGGACCCGGUCUGGACGCUGGCGGCGCCGUGGGCCACCCCCGUGGAGCGCGGCGCCGCGUACUGGCUGGCCGGCUGGCGCCCCACCACGCUGGUCCACAUCCUCUACACCGAGUCCAGCCGCCGCUUCGAGGCGCAGCUCCCGGACCUGCUCCUGGGCGUGCGGUCGGGCAACCUCGGCGACCUCAGCCCGGCGCAGCUGGCGCAGAUCGACGAGCUCCAGCGCCGCACCGUCGCCGAGGAGGACGAGCUGUCGCGGGAGAUGGGGGCCGUGCAGGAGGGCCACGGCGCCGUCGGGGCGGACGGCGAGCUGGACGUGGACGGGCUCGUCGGACGCGUCGGCGCCGUGCUCGCCGGGGCGGACGCGCUGCGGCUGCGCACCAUGAAGCGCGCCGUUGAGAUCCUCGAGCCCGCGCAGGCCGCUGAGCUGCUCGUCGCCGUCGCCGACAUGGAGAUCGGGUUCAGGGAGUUCGGGCUCAAGCACGACGGCGCCGGCUCGGGCCGCGCCGGGUAGAACGUCCAGCUGACAGGCCGAGCCCGGUUUUUUUCCAAUUUUUUUAUUUUGGUUUGACCGGGACAGAAAGACCUCCCACUCUUGUAAUCUUGUUUGCCGUGACGAUUGUCUUGCCAGGCAGACGGUCGCGCGGUGAGUGCUUCGUCGUAGCUGGGCCGUGUCAGGGGCGUGCUGUCGUGAGAGUAAUAAAAUGCAGCAAAAUGCAUGUUGGUUUCGCUGUUGGGAA
This is a messenger RNA of Lolium perenne, 1420 nucleotides long. Its product is annotated as protein DOG1-like 3. NCBI's taxonomy places the organism in Eukaryota, Viridiplantae, Streptophyta, Magnoliopsida, Poales, Poaceae. Gene Ontology annotation, biological process: DNA-templated transcription. Gene Ontology annotation, molecular function: sequence-specific DNA binding. The record is from RefSeq and is a predicted model, not a curated record.